AUAUGACAGAGUGCCGUUCAAGUCACAAGAUGUUUUUGACACAAAACAUAUCAGUUAUAAAACACUUUAGGACAACUUGAGGUAAACUGAACAUAAAUUUGAACCGUCGAGACCAAUUUGGUGCACAGGUGCAGAAAUAUCUUCUGAAGUGAUUCAUUUUGGUAAGUCUAAUUUUAUAGUUGUUGUAUUAUAAAAAAGAUAAAGACUGACCACCAAUAUCUUCAAAUCUUGAUAGCUCAACGGCUAUAGCGGUGUACUAUAGACCAUGCACUUAAAGUAGCGAGUUAUAUGUCCUGUACAUUUAAAAGAAAAACUCACGACCAAUCUCUGCAGGCUUGACUCAUGAGAUAUGGCGGGUACUAUAAUCCAGAAGUUAAGAAUUUAAGUCUCGAGUACUUACAAACGAUAAGGGGUUAUGGAUAAUAGCAGGCCUAAUUGCCCAACAAGAACGCCAGAUUUCUGAUUUCUCGUUUAUUUGUUUAUUCAUUUAUACCCGCCACCUUGCUUUCACCAUGAUAAUAUUAUUAUAUAGGCACAAUUCGUUUACUCUACAUACUGUAGUUCAAGGUAGGGAAUCCGCAAGUUGGCUAUAAGCCAAUUACUGCGGACCCAAUCAAUAUUAUAGAUACAAACAAGGUUACUAAAUUACUGUAAUGAUAAAUUCUAAAACGAUAAUACAUUACACUUCGAAUACAAGCACCACGACAAUGACAUUGGCAGAUUUCGGAGAAACUUACACUUUACACAAGUAGUUUUAUAACUACGCGGAUCAUCAACAUUAUAGCAUGAGUACAAAGACGAAACAUAAUACUUGGACACUAUUGACUUAAACGAAGAAAGAGUGUUUGUCUUCAUCUUCAGUUCAUCAACAAGUUAUUUCGAUAUCCGACUAGUCCUACCGAUACAGGAUCGUUGAUAGGUUGAAGUUUUACAUUUCGGAACUAUGAAUCAGUGCUGUUGGCAUAAAUCAUAUCAACAAAAAUAUGAUGCUUCAAGCGUUAAGCUUUCAUAUCAAAGACACAAAAUCUAUUCUGUUCCUUCGCGUUUGAGCAGAAUGUGAAAAUUGCUAGUAUUUAUUUGCAUGCAUGUGAACUUCAACAUAAUUCUUGACUAUUUCGACGGCAUUAUUUUUUAAUGCAAUUAACUCGAACCAACCAGGAAAUGCUAUUUCAUCAAAUACAUAAACUCAAAAGUACAUUCAGUUUAAUGAAAUCCAAUUUUAUGAUGAGAUAGUUGCGUGUAACAAGCCUAACAAGAAUACCGACUGCUUUAUUCAAAUAUUGCAUGUAUCCCCUAUAAAGUCAUAUUGAGAGCAGCAAGUUCACCUUGGAAAAAAUGGAAGCUAACUUAGCAUUGCCAACUAACUAAGUGAUUGAAGAGCAACUGAAACACGCACAUCAAUUAACAAUUUCGACACUAUAAUACCUUUUGUUUGUGGAAACACCUCGUAAAUUUAUUACUGCAAAGCUUUCGAUCCUUUUGCCCGGAUCUUCAUCAUUGCUAAUAAUAUGUGACUUGUUCAAUUCACACGCCCCUUUUUCUAAAAAGGGGAAUAUUACGCAUGCGCACUUCUUUGCUGCGAAAAGUUGUCACGAGCUGUUUGCCGCACACUAGGAGUUUUUGUCACGAAUGGCAGAAAAUAUCAAACAUGUUUAAAGCCUGCAAAUUAAUGCCAUUCAUCGGACAUUGUCCGGCCAAAUUUUACAUUUUGUCCGAUCAAAGCCUUUUGUGACCGGACAUGUGACCGACUGAUUUAGGCUGGUCAAAUCUCCAAUCUCAAAAAAGUUUAUUUAAUUAUAAGUGCAUCCAUCAUAAUAGUGCGAUAGUUUAUAAAUGUAUAGACUAUAGAAUAAUGUAACAAAUGUUGUAUGGCAAAUGCAUUUUUAGCCAAUCUGGGACAUCUGAUUUUCAAAAUUUUCUGGGGGAGCAUGCAUGGAUCCCCCUGAUAGUGCUCCCCUAGUAGUGCCCUCUUUUGGAAUCUGUAUUUACCUUGGGAUCAGACCCUUGAUGCAUGUUAUAAAAAUUAACUUUGUUAUUUUUUAAGAUUCUCAGUGCACUGAAAUAAUUUUUUUCUGUAAAAUAUAGCAUUACAUCUAGUUUGACAACUUGUUAGUGUCACAGUCACAGUGUUCGAGUGUCAAUUAACUUAAUUAUUUGCAGAAAAUUUUCAGUGUUCUCUUGCGGUCCCAGAAAGUAAAAUAUUUUUUCCACUCCUGUAUAAUUUACUGAUGCAUUAGGACUGGUAGGUAUAUAUACACUCAGUUUUAGAUGCAUUCCACUGCGGACUAACAUGACCAGGCAAAAAGCUUCGUGCUAGUUUUUUAAAAAAAUAUGAAACAUUUUACUUUGUUUGUUGUCCGAGAAAAAGUGAUAAAUGUCCGACCAGUUUUUGGCUUGGCCAAACAUUUGUCCUUCCAAGUAAAAUCAUGAUUUGCAGACCUGUUUUGAUAUUUGUUGUUCACGACACGAGUGACAAAAAUCUAGCAUAUUUUCCCCGCACACUAGGAUUUUUGUCGCACGUAAUUGGCCACGAACGACAAGUGUGCGUUUACACUAGUGUGUUCCAGGCUUAAGUUGUUACGACAAAUACUCGUUCCUCUGUAGUCAUUUGAACCAUUCUUACUCGAACUGACGGUAUAAGACGAAUUUGUAAUUUCACAUUCUUCUGUUGCUGUUCGUUUUAGAAGCUAUUAUACCUUGUGUAAGUCGAGAAAAUCAAAGUUAAAGUUUAUGUACAGGUAAAUCAAGGGAAAUCUCUAUUACAUUUUAAGAUACGACACGCUUAUGGUUUUUCUUUGUGUUUUCCUCAUGAAUUAUUAAUGAGUUUUUUUAACGUCAUUUAAAAAAGGAUUUUUAUUGAUUGGUUAUUGAUGUGUAUAUUCGAUGUGUACAUACGAACAAAAUCUGAUAAUUUGGAUCUGCACAAACUGAAGCCAUAUAAAAAAAACACUAACGACUAUAUAUUUUGGGCUAUAAUUUAGAAGUUCGUCAAUAAUAUAACAAGAAUGUCAUCUCUUAUACCAUGGGGAAACGAAGAGGAACGGAACUAUUGUUGUAUGCGAAAAAUUGUAAGUGAUCUUAUGAGUAAAGAAUUGAGGAAAAUAUUUAAACAAGAGUGGAACAGCCGUUAUCAGGCCAGGAUGGGUGGAUGGGAUGACACCAACGCAAGUGGCAACCAGUUGUUUCAUCUGGAAAAGAAAUCACGAUCAGUACCAAACAAUUACCUGGCAAAAUUUCAACACGGGGACACAAAUCAGUGGGAUUGUACUGUGCUUUUUUCUGCAAUUCUUCACUCCAACUCAAUUGGUCGGGCAAGACUUAAUCCAACCAUACAAAGCGAAGUCAACAAUCUAAGAGAAAUACGAAAUGAGAUUAUGCAUAUUGCUGAAGGAAAACUCUCCAAUUGUGACUUUCAAACCAUGACUACUCGUGUUCAAAAUGCAUUUAACACCCUAGGACUUGCCGUCAAUGAAAUCAAUAGGAUUAUAACUGAGAAAAACGUUUACACAUCGUUUCAAGUUCUACCUGUAAAGCCAUCUCAUGAGGUUGUUUACCGAUCUGAGAAAAUAAAACAAGCAAGUCAAGAUCUUCAAAAGCUGUCCAAUGAUAACAAUGGGGAACUUACAUAUUUCUAUAUUUGUGGAAACCCCGGCAGCGGAAAAUCUCAACUCGCCAGACAAGUUUGUGAGGAUAUUUACCAAGGAAUAAAUUGGCAAACGGAAACAACAUUUUUCAUGACAUUAGACGGAAAAAGUUUAGAUUCUCUUCUCUACUCGUAUGAAGAUUUUUGUCGUCGUCUUAACUGCAGUGAAAGUGUAUUGAAAAAUAUUAUAAAUUCAUCGAAGCCAAAAGAUGAAAAAAUCAAAGAUUUAAGAUCACAAAUAACCACUAGGAUUAAAAUUGGAAGAGGUGGUGGGUUAUAGUUGACAAUGUGGAAAAUCUCGCGAACAUUGCCCCUUUAUUGCCACAGAUGGGUGACAGAGUUUGGAAUAAUGGCCAAAUUAUAUUAACCACACAAAACAGAACUUCUGUCCCACCUGACAGUUUGUUCACUAAACAUAUUUCUAUCAGUCUUGGAAUGAAUGACCAAGAAUGUCGCCAGCUUCUGGCCUUAUUAUCAAGAACUGAUGGAAAUGAUCCGUUGUUAGAUGAAGUUGCAGAGAAGUUAGAUCGCCAACCUUUGGCAAUGGCCGCGGCGGCCGUGUACAUGAGACAAGUCGUCGAGUCAAAUCGUUGUCCUGAUUUUUCGUGGGACGAUUAUUUAGGAAAGUUAGAAAAAAGGAAAAGAACACGGACAGAAGAAUGCCUUCUCCAGACAAAUUCAGCAUAUUCGUCUACCAUGUCAACAGCUGUUUUUUUAGCUGUUCAAAAAUGUGCAGAAAGUAGUUUCAUUUUGAAUCAUACAUUCCACUUUUUCUCGUUAAUCUCUUUUCAGCUACUGCCACUCGAUCUUAUUGUCCAGUAUAUUCAGCAGAAAGAUAAAGAUCUAGAUGUGGAAGAUAUCUCUCUUGCAAUAAAACACUGUUCUUUGUUCCUUCCUGCUGAAAAUGAAGGAAGUGAUAUCCGGCUUCAUGGUGUUGUUCAUGAAGCAAUAAAAUCAUUUUCUCCCUCCAGUGUUGAAAGCCCAAUUUAUCACGUUGUAAAAGCUCUUUAUUACUUCAAGGAAAGAGAAGAUCAAAUCAAACUGAUUCCACAUUUGAAAGCAUUUUAUACAGGAAUUAAAAAAAUAUUUCCAGAACAUGACGCAUUAAAUUCAAUAAGUACAAGCUUUGAAAAAACUGAAAUUUCCGAAAUAUACCUGUUUUUUGGCAGAACUUUGCGUUACUAUUGCGAUUUUGAACUCUCAAAGGAAUUUCAAAAUUCAAACCUUCAGAUGUGGAAUUGCUCAAAAGAUGAAAUUCUUGUAUCGGAUAUAUACGCCGAGCUGGGUUUAUUACACAACGAGUUAGGUGAACUGACAGAAGCAAAACAUUCUCAGCAUUUGGCGCUAGAAAUUAGAAAAGAAAAAUUGGGUCAACACCAUAUUAAGGUUGCUGAUUCAUACAGGAACCUUGGCCAAGUGUGUUAUGUUUCAGGUGAACUGAAAAAAGCAGAGGAUUAUUAUAAACGGGCACUGGAAAUUCAAAAAGAGCAAUUGGGUCCGAAUCAUAUUGAUUUUGCUCAGACCUACAACAACCUUGGUGAACUAUACCUAGAUACAUAUCACCUGGGAAGAGCCAAGGAUUAUUACGAGCGUGCACUAGAAAUUCAAAAAGUACAAUUAGGUCCAAACCAUGUUGAUGUGAGUAAGACCUACAACAACCUUGGGGAAGUUUACCAUGAAAAACGCGACCUGGAAAAAGCUAUGAGUUAUUAUCAACUGUCACUCGAAAAUAAAAAACAACAAUUAGGUUCACACCAUAUUGAGGUUGCUGUUUCUUAUGGCAACCUUGGUAGAGUGUAUCAAGAUAAAGGUGACCUAGGAAAAGCACUGGAUUACUACGAACGUGCACUCGAAAUUGAAAAAGGAAAAUUAGGUCCAAGCCAUUAUAAAGUUUCCAAUUGUUACUGCGACCUUGGUGAGUUGUAUCGAGAUAAAGGUGACAUAAAAAAAGCUAUGGAUUAUUAUCAACGAGCGCUGGAAAUUAAAAAACAGCAGUUAGGUCCAAACCAUGACAGCGUUGCAGGGACUUACAGUCUCCUCGGUAGAACGUGUCGUGAGAAUGGUGAAGUAGAAAAAGCAAAAGCUUAUUUUGAAUGGGCACAUGAAAUUCUAAGAGGGCAAUUCGGUCUAAACCAUCAAUAUGUUGCUGAUUCUUACUGCAACCUUGGUGACGUGUAUUAUCAGAAAGGUAACCUCGGGAAAGCUAAGGAUUAUUAUGAGCGGGCACUGGAAAUUCGAAAACAACAACUAGGUUCAAACCAUCUUGAUGUUGCUGACGCAAACGACAACCUUGGUGAAGUAUGCGAAGAUGCAGGUGACCUGGAAAAAGCUAAGGAUUAUUAUGAACGGGCGCUGGAAAUUCGAAAAGAACAAUUAGGUCCAAACCAUGUUGCUGUUGCUGAGUCAAACGACAACCUUGGCGAUGUGUAUUGGAACAAAGGUGACCUUGAGAAAGCUAGGGAUUACUAUGAGCGGGCACUGGAAAUUGAAAAAGAACAAUUAGGUCCAAACCAUGUUCAUGUUGCUUACUCAAACGACAACCUUGGUGAAGUAUGCCAAGAUGCAGGUGACCUGGAAAAAGCUAAGGAUUAUUAUGAACGGGCGCUGGAAAUUCGAAAAGAACAAUUAGGUCCAAACCAUGUUGCCGUCGCUGACUCUUACAUCGGCCUUGGCAAUGUGUAUCGGAACAAAGGUGACCUGGAGAAAGCUAGGGAUUACUAUGAGCGGGCGCUGGAAAUUGUAAAAGAACAAUUAGGUCCAAACCAUGUUGAUGUUGCUGACUCAAACGACAACCUUGGCGAAGUAUGCCAAUAUGCAGGUGAUCUGGAAAAAGCAAAGGAUUACUAUGAACGGGCACUGGAAAUUCGAAAAGAACAAUUAGGUGCAAACCAUGUUGAUGUUGUUAGGUCUUACAACACCCUUGGUGGAUUGUGCAAACAUGCAGGUGACCUGGAAAAAGCAAAGGAUUACUAUGAACGGGCACUGGAAAUUCGAAAAGGACAAUUAGGUCCAAACCAUGUUGAUGUUGCUGACUCAAACGACAACCUUGGCGAAGUAUGCCAAAAUGCAGGUGACCUGGAAAAAGCUAAGGGUUAUUAUGAACGGGCACUGGAAAUUCGAAAAGAACAAUUAGGUUCAAACCAUGUUGAUGUUGCUUACUCAAACGACAACCUUGGUCAAGUAUGCCAAAAUGCAGGUGACCUGGAAAAAGCUAGGGAGUAUUAUGAACGGGGGCUGGAAAUUCGAAAAGAACAAUUAGGUCCAAACCAUGUUGCCGUCGCUGACUCUUACAUCGGCCUUGGCAAUGUGUAUCGGAACAAAGGUGACCUGGAGAAAGCUAGGGAUUACUAUGAGCGGGCGCUGGAAAUUGUAAAAGAACAAUUAGGUCCAAACCAUGUUGAUGUUGCUGACUCAAACGACAACCUUGGCGAAGUAUGCCAAAAUGCAGGUGACCUGGAAAAAGCUAAGGGUUAUUAUGAACGGGCACUGGAAAUUCGAAAAGAACAAUUAGGUCCAAACCAUGUUGAUGUUGCUGACUCAAACGACAACCUUGGCGAAGUAUGCCAAUAUGCAGGUGAUCUGGAAAAAGCAAAGGAUUACUAUGAACGGGCACUGGAAAUUCGAAAAGAACAAUUAGGUCCAAACCAUGUUGCCGUUGCUGACUCUUACAUCUGCCUUGGCAAUGUGUAUCGGAACAAAGGUGACCUGGAGAAAGCUAGGGAUUACUAUGAGCGGGCACUGGAAAUUCUAAAAGAACAAUUAGGUCCAAACCAUGUUGAUGUUGCUGACUCAAACGACAACCUUGGUGAAGUAUGCCAAGAUGCAGGUGACCUGGAAAAAGCAAAGGAUUACUAUGAACGGGCACUGGAAAUUCGAAAAGAACAAUUUGGUGCUAACCAUGUUGAUGUUGUUAGGUCUUACAACACCCUUGGUGGAUUGUGCAAACAUGCAGGUGACCUGGAAAAAGCAAAGGAUUACUAUGAACGGGCACUGGAAAUUCGAAAAGAACAAUUAGGUCCAAACCAUGUUGAUGUUGCUGACUCAAACGACAACGUUGGUGAAGUAUGCCAAGAUGCAGGUGACCUGGAAAAAGCAAAGGAUUACUAUGAACGGGCACUGGAAAUUCGAAAAGAACAAUUAGGUCCAAACCAUGUUGAUGUUGCUGACUCAAACGACAACCUUGGCGAAGUAUGCCAAAAUGCAGGUGACCUGGAAAAAGCUAAGGGUUAUUAUGAACGGGCACUGGAAAUUCGAAAAGAACAAUUAGGUCCAAACCAUGUUGAUGUUGCCAACUCAAACGACAGACUUCGUAGAUUGUGCGAAGGUGCAAGUGUCCUGGAAAAAGCUAAGGAUGAUGAUGAGCAGGUACUCGAGAUUCGAAAAGAACAAUUAGGUGCCAGCCAUGUUGAUGUUGCCGACGACAAGCUUGGUGAAGUAUGCCAUGACACAGGUGAGCUGGAAAAGGGUAAGGAUUAUUGUGAACGGGCACUGGAAUUUCGAAAAGAAUAAUUAGGUCCAAAACAUAUUGAUGUUGCUGAGUGAUAGAACAAGCUUGCUAACGUUUUUCGUAAUACAGUUGAUAUGGAGAAAGCUAAUUCAAAUUCUAAACAUUUUUUAUAGUAUUACACCGAAAAUUUUCCCCCUUGCAUGCAAUCACGUUCAACUGUUGGAGUAUUUUUAUACAUGUGUAAAUGUCUCGAGUGUAAAUGUUCUAGGCUACAUAACCGGGAGCAGCUGUUUAAAAAUGCAACUUAGAGAAGCGGCGAAAUAUCUCUGCCUAUAAUUGCAUUUUUCACGACCGCUCCUGGUUAGGUCGAAACCGUUUAUAUUCAAGAUUUUCCAUUUGGAAAAAAAACUCUCUGAAAUUUAGUUCUAUCGAGUGAGGUGCUUAAAAUCGUGGGCGUACAUAAAGAUUUAUGAAUUUACUUGUGAAAAUCGUAAAAAAUUCUAAUAACUGGAGAAAAUUUCUUGUAUUUGUGAUUUUUAAUGUUACGCAAUUUUUAAUAUUUGAUACUGAAAAUUUUCACCAUGCUUGGAAUUCCCUUUGCAAAACACUUUAAGUUCGCCGUGUAUAUAAUUUUCCCUUGAGUGCUAAGUCCUAGCCGUUGUUUAUAUAUCGGCAAGGUAUUAGUAAUAACAUUUUGAAACUAAGUAUUGCGAUUAUCAGAACCGCAUAUUCCUUUGGUUCGAUGCUUUGAUGUCUUUUUACCAAGUUUAAAAAAAUUGUUUUAAAUUAACAUAUUCAGAUCUAAAUACCAGCUUACUGCACGCCAACGUCUCUUUAAAAUGCCCAUUAAGUGAUUUCAGCAAAUUUACAUUGUUACGUACUAUUUCUAGCAAAUACAGAAAUCAAGCACGAACAUGAAGAAACCAAACGGGAACAUAAUGAUGCCCAUGAAGAUGAAUGCUACAACUGGUUUAAAGAUACUUUUCUGAACUCUAAACGCAAGCUGAAAAAAGAAAUUUAUGAAAAACUAAGAAGGUAUAUUUUAUGUUAUCAACUUUACGUACUAUUUAAAACACGAGUGGCAGUGUUUUAUUACGUAUUAAAAACCCAACACGCAGUCGAGUGUCUUGUACUGAUAAAACGCACUCUACGACAGGUUUAAAAGGCUUAAAAACAACCCAUCGUAUGAGUUCAUUGGUGAAGUAAUUUUAAAACUAAACGUUAUCUUAGCCGAGAAAAUCAAAGCUGAGGUUUAUGUAAAUGAACAUGAUUUUUUAUCACAUAUAAAGCCACCGACACGACAGUGAUUUCUUUUGUAUUUUCCUCAUGGAUUAUUAAUGCUUUUUUUUCUAAUAUCAUUUUACCAGUGUUCGUAGACAUGAUUUUUAUAUACUAAGAUAAAUAAUAUAUAUAUAUACUAGAUAAGGAAAAGUCAGAAGUAAUUCUGCAAAUCAUCGAAAUGAAUAAAUGACGCGUUGAACCUGUUCCUGACGAGUCAUUUUUCUAUAUUACAAGUUUUCUUAAACAUUUCCAUUUCAGAUGUUCUGUUUUCUCGUCUUUAUAGUAACCUUUGCUAAGUGUUCUAUGCACGACAAGUAUACAGUAUUGUCCAAAAGCAAGCAUAUUAGAAAUUGAGUUUUGAACAAGUGCAUUUACAUGUAUCCACAGAAAAAAUUGGCAAAGUACACAUUUUUCCUGUCAAAGAACAUUUGACAAAGUAAUUUCAGCACUUGGAUUCGGUUUGAACAGCGAUAUGUUGAUGUAAUAGCUAUAAUGGCGCCCAGAAAACCAAAAACAGUUUUUUUGUAGAAAAUUUGCUUACUUUACAUACAUGCACUUGUGCAGACGGCUAAUAAAACUUGCCAUAUGAAAACUUGUGUUAGAAAAUUGACUUGCUCAUCUGUAAUCGGCUGUAGAGAGUAAAUACCACAUAGAAAGGCACUGUAUUUUUAUGAAAGAAAAAUGAAAGAUUAACUUGGCCGCUUACUUAUAAAACAUUUUUUAUAUAGUUUUCCAUGGUUGUAUGGAGCGUAUGGGCUGACUUGUGCAAACAAUAAAAUUGACCGUCCACAUAUCUUCCUCACAGUUAAAAAAGACUGGAACAAUGACGAUGUACUACGUGACCUUAAGGAAAAAUUUAACUGUGAGAACCCGAGAAAAUAUUUUGAGCUCCUUCAAGAACCUGACAGAAAACCGAAAGUCAAAUUCUUGGGUCAACAUCAGAACGGAUCGUCAGUCGAGGCGGAGUCAUCAAUGCCUGUCUCAUCCACCCAACCGGUGGCACCUGGUUGUGGUGUAUUUUCUUGCACUAGUCGUAGUGAUACCUUUCGAAACCCAAUGCGAAUCCCCGAGGAAAACGAAGAUAUCCCCAAAAUCCAGGGAACUGGAACGUUAACCAUAUUUUGCUACAAAAAUGGAAAACAUUAUGCACUUACCUGUUUUCAUGUUGGUUGUGCAAAUGAUGAAAACCGUUUAAACGCUUCAAUUAAUAAAAAAGAUAACAUUUUAAAGAUCCGCCAUUCAGUUACGGACUAUGCUACGUAUGCCGAGAAACAGAACUAUUGUUUUCAAGAAUCUCCUGUAGAGGACAACAACGAAUCUAUCUCGUAUGGUGACGAUGGAAGCAAGUACAAAUGCCUUGGUGAUUUUGACAAUUAUCAUUUUGAUGAUCAAUGUGAUAUCAUGUCCCUAAAAAUUUCUGAUGACAUUGAAAUUAAUUGCAAAGUAGCGGAUGUAACUCCUCCGGACUGGGAUGAAACAUGGAAUGAACUGUAUGAGAGGGUUAAUGAAAACCCGGGUCAAAAUCCAGUGGAAGUAAAGAAAGUCGGUUUUAAGUCGAAUUUAACUCAAGGGCAUAUUUUUAAAACUGAUUUUGCUUACGAAGGAGAUGAAGGAGAUGUUUCAUUCUAUGAUGCAACCGUUGUUAAGGAUUUAGAACAUUCCGGUCCAUUCUUGGAAGGCGGAGAUUCAGGUUCUGCUGUUUUCUUUCAUGACAGGGAUAAUCAGAAAAAGGUUUUUGCCUAUGGUGUUUUUCAAAUGGAUGAGCUUCACUUACCAGAACAACACGAACCAAGGAACUCAACGGGGCCAUACUAUAUUUGUUAUAAUUUGGAAACUGCUUUGGAAACACUCGGAUUUAAGGAGGAAGCAUGUUUUAGCGUUUGCACGCAUGACCUGGAAAAAGCUAAGGAUUGUAAUGAGCGGACACUGGAAAUUCAAAAAGAACAAUUAGGUCCAAACCAUGUUGAUGUUGCUGACUCAAACGACAACCUUGGUGAAGUAUGCCAAGAUGCAGGUGACCUGGAAAAAGCUAAAAAUUACUAUGAACAGACACUGGAAAUUCGAAAAGAACAAUUUGGUCUAAGCCAUGUUGAUGUUGCUGACUCGUACAACAAGCUUGGUAAAGUAUGCCAAGAUGCAGGUGACCUGGGAAAAGCUAAGGUUUGUUAUGAGCAGGCAUUGGAAAUUCGAAAAGACCAGUUAGGUCCAAACCAUGUUGAUGUUACCAACUCAAACGCCAACCUUGGUAGAUUGUGCCAAGAUGCAGGUGACCUGGAAAUAGCUAAGGAUUGUUAAUUGUUAUGAGCGGGCACUGGAAAUUCGAAAAGAACAAUUAGGUCGAAACCAUGUUGAUGUUGCAGGUGAACUGGAACAUUCUGGGACUGGAGUUUUUUGUUGUCGCAACAACAUAUGUAUAAUUUCCUGAUGCUGGUGAAAUGAAAUGUAACAAACAAUCUCGGACGGUAUUAAUUUUUAAAUAACCGAAAGAAAGCAAGAACAUGCUGUCUUUAUCUGAACAUGUAAACACCCAGGUGGAAUCAGGCGGUGUUCGGAUUGGAAUCGCAAAGCAUUCUCGUCAUAGCUUUUUUCGAUAUGAUUAAUAAUAUAACUGAGUUAAUUUAACUGUUUCUCGUUUAACAUUUUACUUUUUCUGCUGGCAACCUUAAAAAGAUGGAACGAUUGUUUGUGGUAGGAUAGUAUGUUUGUGUAACUGAAAUAAGGUCAGGAAUAUAAUCUCUUCAAAUAUUUGGCCCUGAAUAUACAUCGGUGAAUCUGCGUUAUAAUCUUUUUUUGAAACUCUUUGUGAGUAAGGCCAUUUCGUUGUUUUUGGUAUUAUACUUGUUUAAAUGUGAUUCUCUCUGCAAAUGUUAGC
This is a messenger RNA of Paramuricea clavata, 12243 nucleotides long. NCBI's taxonomy places the organism in Eukaryota, Metazoa, Cnidaria, Anthozoa, Malacalcyonacea, Plexauridae. The record is from the annotation of a GenBank genome assembly.